GAAACAGGCGAGGCCUCAAAGACAAGACAAGUACACAAGAUGUGGUCACUUGUCAGUCUCGUUUCCCAUAAGCCGAUACACUAGAGACUGACAGAGGGACUGAGGCUGGUUUCAAAAGGUUGCGACACCAAUUUGACCAAUAUACUAACCUUCGCCGGCGGCAAUAACCGUCGAGAAAACCAGUACAACCUCGUUACCUAACAAUUCAACUACAAAUUCUGCCCAACCGUUUUUAGGGUUUAAAGCUAUAAUGGAGGUCGCCGGUUCAGACAAUCAAGGGCGCGAAUUCAAGAGCUCUGCCGAGAUGUGGAAAGAACAACUCGGCGAUGGCACCGAUUCUCACAAGAAAGUCGAUUGGUAUCGCAAUGGCGUUGGUUAUUGGCAAGAAGUGGAUGCAUCAGUGGAUGGUGUAUUGGGUGGAUUCGGCCAUGUGACCGAACCCGAUAUAAAGGGUAGUGAAGCGUUUCUUAACUCUCUUUUGUCAGACCCUUUGCUCAAUAACGGGAAUAGUCAUCGUGUUGCUCUUGAUUGUGGCUCUGGCAUUGGUAGAGUGACUAAGAAUCUCCUUAUAAGAUAUUUUAAUGAGGUUGAUCUUCUUGAGCCAGUGCCUCAUUUUCUAGAAGCAGCACGACAGAGUUUGGUGUUUGAUGGUAAAAUUGGUGCUGAUGAGCACAAAGCUACAAAUUUCUAUUGUGUUCCGCUCCAGGAGUUUACGCCUAAUUCUGGAAGAUACGAUGUGAUAUGGGUACAAUGGUGCAUUGGGCAUCUUACUGAUGAUGACUUUGUAUCUUUUUUUAAACGAGCCAAGGCUGGUCUCAAACCAGGUGGAUAUUUCAUCGUUAAGGAGAACACUGCCAGAAGUGGAUUUGUGUUAGAUAAGGAGGAUUGCAGCAUAACAAGAUCAGAUUUAUAUUACAAGGAACUUUUCAAAAAGUCUGGGCUGCAUCUCUACAAAAAUAAGGAUCAAAGAAAUUUUCCUAAAGAACUCUUUCCGGUAAAGAUGUAUGCACUAACCACAGAAGUGCCCAAGAGAAGUCGUUUGUCCAGAUGUAAACAACAUGCUAAUAGACCAAGCAUCAUCAAGUGAUGAUAUUCUUCUGUGUAAGGUGUCGAUUUUUAUGAAAGAUUUGGGUUCAAAUACUCUUUAAAUCCCUUAUUUGCACACUCCAUUGUUUGUGCAUGGUGGUGAAUUGGUGUAAGAGCUAUUGUAAGCAAAGUGCCUGUAGUGCCUGUCUUUGGAGAUGCUUUGAAAAAAUUCAUUAUUUUAGCUUCGCACUAGAACUUGUGAUAUGUUGCACAAGUAAUUGCUCUGUCAGUUUAUUUAUGUGCUUCAACCAGUGAUAUUGUUGGUCAUGUCUGAACAAGUGCUAAUUAUAUUUAGUUCUCA
Molecule: messenger RNA, 1387 nt
Organism: Chenopodium quinoa (quinoa)
Lineage: Eukaryota; Viridiplantae; Streptophyta; Magnoliopsida; Caryophyllales; Amaranthaceae
Product: alpha N-terminal protein methyltransferase 1-like
Exons: 8
Coding region: 251-1087 (278 amino acids)
Biological process (GO): N-terminal protein amino acid methylation
Cellular component (GO): cytoplasm
Molecular function (GO): methyltransferase activity
Source: RefSeq, a predicted model, not a curated record